This is a messenger RNA of Vicia faba (fava bean), 1455 nucleotides long. The record is from the annotation of a GenBank genome assembly. Lineage: Eukaryota; Viridiplantae; Streptophyta; Magnoliopsida; Fabales; Fabaceae.
AUGGGAAAAACAACCGUAAUUUCUAUUUGCCUCGUGGUGUUAUUAAUUGCAGUGGCAUUUAAAGGAUUCAUAGACAAACGCCAAACAGUAGAUGAAUAUUCUGGUUUUGUAAUCAGUGAAGCAACCAUUGAAGACAUACAAGAAGCCUUCGACAGAAACCACCUCACUUCAAGAAAACUCGUUGACUUUUACUUAAACAGAAUCCAGGCUCUCAAUCCCACACUUGGAGCUGUAUUGGAAGUCAAUCCGGACGCACGUGAUCAAGCGGACAAGGCUGAUUCUGAGAGAAAACAACAUCGGGACCGUUCGUUGCUUCAUGGGAUCCCUGUUUUGCUUAAGGAUAGUAUUGCUACGUUGGAUAAACUCAACACUACGGCGGGUUCGUAUGCCUUGUUGGGGUCCAAGGUUCCACGUGAUGCGCAUGUGGUUUCUAAGCUGAGGGACGCUGGUGCUAUUAUUCUUGGAAAAACUAGUCUACCAGUGUGGUAUGGGUUUCGUUCUUACAAAACCAUAGGACAAGCUUGGUGCCCCAGAGGUGGAAUUGCCUUGAACCCUUAUGUGGAGUCCAAAAGUCCAUGCGCGUCUAGCUUUGGAUCUGCAAUUUCAGUGGCAACUAAUAUGGUUGCAGUUUCUUUGGGGACAGAAACUGAUGGCUCCAUCAUUUGUCCCGCUGACCACAACUCAGUAGUCGGGAUCAAGCCCACUGUUGGACUCACUAGCAGGGAUGGUGUCAUACCAAUUUCACCUCGUCAAGAUACUAUUGGGCCAAUAUGCAGGACAGUUUCAGAUGCAGUUCACAUGCUUGAUGUAAUUGUUGGAUUUGACCUAAGAGAUUAUGAAGCUACAAAGUCAGCGGAAAAGUUUAUACCUUCAGGUGGUUAUAAACAAUUCCUCAAUAAACAAGGGCUUAAAGGAAAGAUAAUAGGUGUUUUAAGGAAUCCAUUUUUGGAUCGAUCAAAUGUCACUUCUAUCUUUGAAGAUCAACUCAAUGUGUUACGAGAAAGAGGUGCAACAGUGGUGGAUAAUUUGGAAGUAGAAAAUUUAAGCACCAUUUUGGACCCUUUCCAAAGUGGUGAAGUGACAAUCUUACUUUCAGAAUUCAAGUUGUCCAUCAACAAAUAUCUGCAGGAGCUCACUUAUUCUCCUGUGAGGUCUCUAGCUGAGAUUAUAGAAUUCAACACCAACAACCCCAUUUUAGAAAAAACUACUGAAUAUGGGCAAGAUUUAUUCAUUGCAUCAGAAAUGACUAGUGGCAUAGAAACAAGUGAAAUAAUUGAGGCAUUGAAGGUGAUGGAUGAAUUGUCAAAAAAUGGGUUUGAGAGAGUGAUAAAAGAAAAUCAAUUGGAUGCAUUAUUGGCCAUAGGCACCGAUGUUUCUCCAAUGUUUGCAAUUGGAGGGUAUCCUGCAAUCACUGUCCCAGCUGGAAAGCCACCCCCUCACUUCUCAUUCACAUGA